CACCAUCACUGGGCUAGGACGUGGCAGAGCAGUGAGCAGUGAACCGUCUGCUGUCUGCAGUCUGAUAGGGAGCCCUGGGAGUGCAUCCUGCUGGGUCACGUGACCGAACGAUCUAGGACGUGUUACUCAACCUCUCCAAGUCCCCAGUUCCUGACUGCAGAGUCCACUGAGGUUUAGACCGGGUCGCUGCCGCACCAAUUCACACUAAAAGGGUAGGGACUCCUGGGAAUUUGGAGAUGGGAAGCUGUUGUAGUCCAAGGGCUGGAGUUCUGGGAUUCUCCUCCAGGUGGGUAGAGAGAUGCAGGUACGAGGCCUCUUCUCAGGUCCCGUGGUCGCAGUAAGUGGAGGUAAAAAAAAUCAGCAGAUUGGUUUUUGUGGAAAGCAGCCUCCUGGCAAGAGGGGUUCAGGUGCCGAGUCCCACGCUAGGGCUGAUGGCCUCCGGACAGGUGGAGUCCUUACCUGGAGCACAGCCUGCAGGCUCUGGAGAUCCAUUCAUUGCACAGAUCCAUGCCGGGCAGGGCCUGCAAUUCACACCUCGUCCCUAGCCCUGGCUGCGCACACCGUCCGAGCUCCUGUGGUGAGCAGUCCCCAGUGGUUGGCAUAGACAGUGGCACAGGCUGUUCCGGAAGUGGCGGGACUCAGAAGUUCUGGCUGGAGAGGAGGGAGGGGAGAGGCGAGUCCCGGGCUGCUAGGAGCGGAGCUGCCCCAGGCCGAGGGUGGAGCUUUCCUGGUCGCCGGGAAGGGCUGGGCCCGGCCUACCAGUGAGGGCAGGAGAGCGCGGCGGCGGACGCUUCCCAGCGGAGUCCGAGCGGCGGACGGGGUCCGACGGGAUCUCCCACGUGACUCGGAGCCGCGGAUCGCCGGAUGCCCCAGAUUCCCCGGGCCCAAUUCCCGAUUUCGGAUCCUCAGGACCUUCCAAGCCGUAGCCUGGAUUUCGCCCUGGACUCCAGGUUCCGAGGAACGGAACCUUCGGCGGGACUUCGGACCUCUAGAUCCCGUAGGAGAUUCAGGAUCUCAGGCUCCCUGGACCCGUCACCCCCGGCUCUGGCCCGGCCCCGGGUGCCCAGGACGCGCCCGCCGCCCGAGCGCCCCCGCAUGGCGGGACCGUGCCCGCCGCCCGGGGCCCAGGAGCGCGCGGGCAGCUGCUGGCAGGACCCUCUGGCCGAGGCGCUGAGCCGGGGCCCGCCGAUCGCGCCGCCCCCAGGCCGGGGCUGCGCUCGGAGCCGGCCUCUCAGCCUGCUCUACGUGCUGACCCGGGAGCCGCAGCCCGGGCUGGAGCGGGACGGGGCAGCCGAGGCCGAGCCGCUGCCCCUCCGCUGCCUGCGGGAGGCCUGCGCGCAGCUCGUGGGACCGCGGCCCCGGCCGCAGCUGCGCACCCUGCCCUUCGGGACGCUGGCGCUGGGGGACACCGCGGCGCUGGAUUCCUUCUACAACGCGGACGUGGUGGUGCUGGAGGUGAGCAGCUCCCUGGCACAGCCUUCCCUGUUCUACCACCUUGGGGUACGUGAGAGCUUCAGCAUGACCAACAACGUGCUUCUCUGCUCCCAGGAAGACAUCCCUGACCUGCAGGCCCUGCGGGAGGACAUUUUUCAGAAGAACUCAGAUUGUGUUGGCAGCUACACACUGAUCCCCUAUGUGGUGACAGCCACUGGUCGAGUGCUGUGUGGUGACGUAGGCCUCCUGAGGGGCCUGGCUGAUGGGCUAGUCCAGCCCGGGGUGGGCACUGAGGCCCUGCUCACACCCCUGGUGGGCCGGUUUGCCCGCCUGCUGGAGGCCAUGCCCACGGACUCUUGUGGCUAUUUCCGGGAGACCAUUCGGCAGGACAUCCGGCAGGCCCGGGAGCGGUUCAGCGGGCAGCAGCUGCGGGAGGAGCUGGCUCGCCUGCAGCGGAGACUGGACAGCGUGGAGCUGCUGAGCCCUGACAUCAUCAUGAACCUGCUGCUUUCCUACCGAGACGUGCAGGACUACUCAGCCAUCAUCGAGCUGGUGGAGACGCUGCAGGCCUUGCCCACCUGUGACGUGGCUGAGCAGCACAACGUCUGCUUCCACUAUACAUUUGCCCUCAACCGGAGGAACAGGCCUGGGGACCGGGAGAAGGCAUUAGCUGUGCUGCUGCCACUGGUACAGAGGGAGGGCCCUGUGGCCCCCGACCUGUACUGCAUGUGUGGCCGUGUCUACAAGGACAUGUUCUUCAGCUCUGGCUUUCAGGAUGCUGGGCACCGAGAGCAGGCCUAUCACUGGUAUCGGAAGGCUUUUGAUGUGGAGCCCAGCCUUCACUCAGGCAUCAAUGCUGCCGUGCUCCUCAUCGCUGCUGGGCAGCGCUUUGAGGACUCCGACGAGCUCCGGCUCAUUGGUAUGAAGCUGGGCUGCCUGCUGGCCCGAAAAGGCUGUGUGGAGAAGAUGCAAUAUUACUGGGAUGUAGGCUUCUACUUGGGAGCUCAGAUCCUUGCUAAUGACCCUAUCCAGGUGUCACUGGCUGCAGAGCAGCUAUACAAACUCAAUGCCCCCAUAUGGUACCUGGUGUCCAUGAUGGAAACCUUCCUGCUGUACCAGCACUUCAGACCCACCCCGGAGCCCCUGGGAGGGCCCCCACGCCGUGCCCACUUCUGGCUCCACUUCUUACUACAGUCCUGCCAGCUGCUCAAAGCAGACAGUCCCCAAGGGGACCAGUGCUUGGUUCUUGUCCUGGAGAUGAACCAAGUGCUGCUGCCUGCGAAGCUGGAGGUUCAGGGCGUGAACCCCGUGAGCGCAGUGACCCUGAGCCUACUGGAGCCUGAGACCCAGGACCUUCCCUCCAGCUGGACCUUCUCCGUCCCCUCCAUCGGCGGUGUCAGCGCCUCCAAGCGGGACGAGCGCUGCUGCUUCCUCUACGCACUUCCCCCGGCUCAGGACGUCCAGCUGUGCUUCCCCAGCGCAGGGCACUGCCAGUGGUUCUGCGGCCUGAUCCAGUCCUUGGUGACGAAUCCGGAUCCCAGGGCGCCCGUGGAGGAGGCAGAGGGUGUGUGGGAGGUGCUGGAGUUCGAUUACGAGUACACGGAGACCGGGGAGCGGCUGGUGCUGGGCAAGGGCACGUACGGGGUCGUGUACGCGGGCCGCGACCGGCACACGCGGGUACGCAUCGCCAUCAAGGAGAUCCCAGAGCGGGACAGCAGGUUCUCUCAGCCCCUACAUGAAGAGAUCGCUCUGCACAAACGCCUGCGCCACAAGAACAUCGUGCGCUACCUGGGCUCAGCCAGCCAGGGCGGCUACCUCAAGAUCUUCAUGGAGGAAGUGCCUGGAGGCAGCCUGUCCUCCUUGCUGCGGUCAGUGUGGGGACCCCUGCAGGACAACGAGAGCACCAUCAGUUUCUACACCCGCCAGAUCCUGCAGGGACUCAGCUACCUGCAUGACAACCGCAUUGUGCAUCGUGACAUCAAGGGGGACAAUGUGUUGAUCAACACUUUCAGUGGGCUUCUCAAGAUUUCCGACUUUGGCACCUCCAAGCGGCUGGCGGGCAUCACCCCUUGCACUGAGACCUUCACAGGGACCCUACAGUACAUGGCCCCAGAAAUCAUUGACCAGGGCCCACGCGGGUAUGGGAAAGCGGCUGACAUCUGGUCGCUGGGCUGCACUGUCAUCGAGAUGGCCACAGGUCGCCCACCCUUCCACGAGCUCGGGAGCCCACAGGCUGCCAUGUUUCAGGUGGGCAUGUACAAGGUACAUCCGCCAAUGCCCAGUUCUCUGUCAGCGGAGGCCCAAGCCUUCCUCCUGCGAACGUUUGAGCCAGACCCCUGCCUCCGUGCCAGUGCUCAAGCACUGCUGGGGGACCCCUUCCUGCAGCCUGGGAAGAGGAGCAGAAGCCCGGGCUCACCUCAGCAUGCUCCCCGGCCCCCAGAUGCCCCUUCAGCCAGCCCUCUUCCUUCAGCGGACUCCACCACCCAGUCCCAGACAUUCCCACGCCCUCAGGCACCCUCUCAACACCCGCCUAGUCCCCCGAAACGCUGCCUCAGCUACGGGGACACCAGCCAGCUCCGGGUGCCCGAGGAGCCCGGAGCCGAAGAUCCCGCGUCCCUGGAGGAGAGUUCGGGGCUGAGCCUGCUGCAUCAAGAGAGCAAGCGCCGGGCCAUGCUGGCCGAGGUGCUGAAGCAGGAGCUGCCCACGCUGGCGGAGAAUCUGUGGCUGGAGCAGGACCAGGACCCCCGUCUGGGCAGGGAUCUUGUGGAACAGCUACUGCACUGCCUCGGGGCGCACAUCCACACGCCCAACCGCCGGCAGCUGGCCCAGGAGCUGUGGGCACUGCAAGGGCAGCUGCGGGCCCAGGGCCUUGAGCCUGCACUUCUGCACAGACCACUCUUUGCCUUCCCCGAUGCGCCCCACCUCUCCGAGGCUCAGCAGUCUCAGCGGCGCCACCCUCCCUCCCAGGUGAAGCAGAUUCUCCGCAGGCGCCAGAUCCGCCCGCACUGGAUGUUUGUGCUGGACUCGCUGCUCAGCCGCGCGGUCCGGGGAGCCCUGGCGGUGCUGAGCCCAGGAGUGGAGAAGGGUGCAGCCCCACAGAGGUCAGAGGAGCCCAGUAAAGAGGUGCCCCAGCCCAAGCAGCAGGACACCCCAGUCCAGCCAAGCCUGCUCCCAGGGGAACCCGAGCAGAGCCCCCCACCUCUGAUGGUGCAGCUGGGCCUCUUGCGAGCAGAGACUGAUCGGCUCCGAGAUGUCCUGGCUGAGAAGGAGUGGGAGUGCCGGGCUCUGAUGCAACAGGCUCUACAGCGGGUGGACGAGGAGGCCAGGACCUGCUCCCUGGCCUCAGGGCCCCCAGCUGCUCCAACAGUGGACCAGGGCCUGGUGCAGUGGCUACAGGAACUGGACGUGGAUUCAGGCACCAUCCAGAGAGUGAGGGAGAGGGUGCUGGCUACCCAUGACCUCUACCAACCCAAACUCCACCUCUGCCCCUCUUUCAGCUCAUGUUUCCCCGCUGAUACAGAGAAUCUCAACAUUAGAGGCACACUGCUGAACCACAGCUUCACCCUCCAUGCCCUACUGACCUGCGCCACUAAAGAUGACCUCACCUACACCCGAAUCAGGGGAGGGAUGGCAUGCCGCAUCUGGAGAGCCAUCCUGGCACAGCGAGCAGGAUCCACGGCUGUUACCCCUGGCCCCCAGGAGGCAGAAUGAGGGCACCAGAGGCAAGAGGCCAGACCCAAGGACGGGUGAAUGGAGAAGACGCCAGCAAGUUCUGACACACUCACCCCAGGGCCCGGGGGCAACUGGAAGGGACCAGGUGGCGGUAGGGGCAGUCCAGCCACAGAGAUGCCCAAGUUCACUGAGUACCACCGGACAAAGACUAUUAAACAGAACACUUUUGUACCUUU
This is a messenger RNA of Myotis myotis, 5342 nucleotides long. RefSeq names its product mitogen-activated protein kinase kinase kinase 6 (gene MAP3K6). NCBI's taxonomy places the organism in Eukaryota, Metazoa, Chordata, Mammalia, Chiroptera, Vespertilionidae. The transcript is spliced from 29 exons. The coding region runs from base 865 to 5145 and encodes 1426 amino acids. The record is from RefSeq and is a predicted model, not a curated record. Gene Ontology annotation, molecular function: ATP binding; MAP kinase kinase kinase activity. Gene Ontology annotation, biological process: protein phosphorylation; cellular response to stress; MAPK cascade.